AUACAAUAUUGUAUUUAUAUUAUAUGCAUCGCGCCCGAAACGCCUUGAGACGCAACUCAACAUACAAGAGCUCUUAUCACACUACAACAGUUCUGUUAUCAACUAAUUAUUUAUCACUCGACAGAUUCAAUAACUGAACAACUUCGUAAUAAUCCUGCAGUCCCAUAAUAAUUCUAACUUCUAAUUACGGUUGUUAUGUCGGUUGUCGGUCAUUUAUUAUUGCUAAUUAAAUAAUUAUCGUAAUAAUUCGUUGUUCGAUCACUUGCUCGUCGCGUUUGUCGACUAGAGAUCCACUCGCAUUCGACAAUGGGCUCAGAACAGAGUUCGCAAUCCAACGCUACCGAUUCGGGUGCGAAAAAUCCAAAACUCAAGAGGGGCAAAUCGGUGCCAGAAAGUUCUUGGCCGAGGAAUUCGCAGGAUGGUCAACAGAGCAGGGCGGCCAGCGCAAACACAUCACCCGGCCACAGCGUGUGCAGCGACGUCGACUUGCCGUACAUAUCGUACACGGUAAACCGACCAAUCGGAGAUUCGCCAAAGAAACCCAGCAUCAUGAGCCGAGGACGGUCGAUGCAGGUGGAACCCCAACGAUCCGUGAAGAAAACCCCCAAGUCCACACCCAAACACAACAUCGUUGUGGUCAGGGCAGCCGUUCAAGAAAACCCAGACAUGGACGAGGACCUAUAUCGAAUGAAGCAAGUACCAUCGUUUUUGCCAAUAAUACGAGGCACUGUAUCUUUGCCAGCAGCCAGAGAUCGAGAAGCAUUAGAGAGAAUCGAUUCUAAUGCAUUUUACAGACUGUGUCAACUUUAUCAAGCUUACAUGAGCCGCUGUGCCAAAGCAGUAACUGCAGAUCAAACUUUGAUCAAUAAACAAAUUUUAGAGCUUGACAACGAAACCACACAAGUGUUGAAUUCAUAUGUAGCGUCAUAUAAACAAUAUGCCAAAAUCAAUGAGCAAUUCAAAUGUAUUGAUGACAUGAAUAAACAACUGAAUUCUUGUCAUCUAUUGUUAAACAAGACACUAGACUCUGUACAGCUAUUAAAUAAUAAAUUACCUCCGGACGAACGGUUGGAACCGUUUGUAUGGACGACGGGUUAAAAAACGACUGAUCACAUCAUUUAUUUUCACUUUUAACUAGUCUCUAACAUUUUAUAUAUACAUUUAAAUUUUUAUUCCAUUGUUAUUUACUUAUAAUUUGUUUAGUUUUUAAAAUUUUUGAUCUGUGUGAAUUUUUAUUUGUUUAAGUAUCCAUGGUAAAUGAAAUGAAAGUUUUGUAUAUACAUCUGGAUAUCCUGGUCUGGCACAUCCUGAGCCAAAUGAUGUGAGACCAGCCAAGAACCAUCGACCAUUUGGACCUGAACAUUGCAAUGGCCCUCCAGAAUCUCCCUGCAAUAUGUUUAAUGACCACAUAAUUUUUAAUUGAUUACCAAAGUGAUACAACUGAUUUGUGUUUGUUCAACGUACCACACACGGUCCACCACCUUUUCCAUCCAUUCUGCCAGCACACAAAUGGCCAUCAGUUAUAGUCACUGCUGGUCCAUAUUUGUCUCUACAAACAGAUGUGUUGUGCACAGGCACUUUUAUCUGUCGCAAUUUACCCGACAAUGGUCCAUUUGGUUUGACUUUACCCCAUCCAGUUGUAACGCAUACCUUUGGAAUUGGCGUAUUAUUUGUAGAUGGUGGCAAACACAAACACCGUACAUUUGUAUUAGUGACAUUUGUUGGCCUAGACAGUUUCAUUAAUGCUGCGAAAUUCGAUUGUUAGUACCAGUAAAAUUAAACUGUUGUUUUAAAAUUUUUUUCAUAAUUAACCUAUGUCAUUUUGGUAAUUGUUAAACCUGUCGUGAAUGACCACUUCAUCAAUGGGUAUACGCUCCUCUGUGUGCUCUUCUACAUCUCUAUUCCAGUCACCAAGCACAGCUGUCCAAAGAGCUGCCAACGGCAAGCUGAACUUUUCACUUAUUAUCAAAAUUUAAUUUUCAAAAUAAAUAUUUGAUACACAACAAUUGUCAACAUCAUUAAUAAAUAAUCACUCACUUUCUGAUGCAGUGAGCUGCUGUCAACACCCAAGUAGGUCUGAUCAGUACACCAGCGCACCAAUGACCAACAAAACCAAAUGCUGGAUGAAGUAACUGCAAUGAUACCUACAAAAAAGAAUGAAAAAUCAAUGAAUUAUUGUAUAGUCUAAGCCACGCCCUCAAGAGUUCAGACGAAUCAUACAAUUAUACAAUUCAUUAAUUUAACAUAAUUAGCUUCAAUUUUAAAAUGAUAUGUAUAAUUUUGUUUUAAAAGCUUAUUGAAAUUAAUGUUGAAAAAUGAAAAUUGAAAUUAACUCUAGAAGUUAUUUUCUCUAUUGCCUAUAGUUAGUUAAUUAAAUAUAUUAAUUUAUAUUGUAAUGUUUAAUAUUAUUCUGUUUAAAUUAUUAAUUGUGAAUAUUAAGUAACUACUAAACACAUACUUAGCUGCUUUACAAUUUACAUUGAUACUUAUUUUAUGUACUAACAAUUACAUCUAAGGUGCUCGUGUUGUAACACCAAUAUCAAGAAUAAAAUAAAUUGUUUUUAUUUUUUUA
This is a messenger RNA of Rhopalosiphum padi (bird cherry-oat aphid), 2572 nucleotides long. RefSeq names its product BLOC-1-related complex subunit 5 (gene BORCS5). Bases 307 to 1098 code for a protein of 263 amino acids. Lineage: Eukaryota; Metazoa; Arthropoda; Insecta; Hemiptera; Aphididae. The record is from RefSeq and is a predicted model, not a curated record. The transcript is spliced from 4 exons. Gene Ontology annotation, cellular component: BORC complex; cytoplasmic side of lysosomal membrane; synaptic vesicle membrane. Gene Ontology annotation, biological process: organelle transport along microtubule; positive regulation of anterograde synaptic vesicle transport; lysosome localization.